Molecule: messenger RNA, 1802 nt
Organism: Haliotis rubra (blacklip abalone)
Lineage: Eukaryota; Metazoa; Mollusca; Gastropoda; Lepetellida; Haliotidae
Exons: 3
Coding region: 169-1218 (349 amino acids)
Source: RefSeq, a predicted model, not a curated record
UUGUCCUAAGUACAGCUGGAAACUCCUCGUGGCAGAUGUUGCUAUGGGACACCAUGUUGGUCGUCGCUGCCUCCAGGCUUUUAUUCUGCUGCAUAUGUCACCGAGCUUAUACUUCUGAAACGAUUCUAACAGCAACAGAUGGCGUCGAUCGCGUGUUGACUAGUGCGUAUGAAUAUCUUUAUUCACAGCGCAGUGGCUCACCGACUGAAGGAGGAUCCUCUCGCCCAGUCACAGAACAGAAGGGCAGAGCAUCACAUCAUGUGUGGGCACCCAGGAGGGGCGGUGUUCUUCUUGACCAUCCUCACCACAGUCGUCCUCAUCUUCACCGUGUUGCUGGGGGUGGCGGCACUGCCCUCAGCCAACUUCAAUUUGGCGCCGGGUCUGUUCGAGCGAGGGAUCGCCAAUGUCUCCGACACCUACCACCUCGAUAUAUCACCUACGGAUGGAACAUUCGCCUUGUGGGGUAUACUCUUCCUGUGGCAGUUCUGCUGGCUAGCAUACUCUCUAACCGCAUUAUGUCGUAAAACAGGAGACGGACGCGUUUACGACAACCCAAUUCUACUUCCGCCCGCGUUUUACGUCUCGUUCAUCGUAAGCCUGUUUAUGACGAUUGGGUGGUUGUUCCUCUGGGAUCGGCUGUUCAUUGCUCUUUCACUGGUCGUAAUGUUAUUCGUCUCGGCAUUCCUUUACCUAUCCCUAGCUCUGUCCUACAGCGCAUUGGAACGUCACAUGCCGCUUCUCCACGUUCAAGGAAGGAGCCUCGACAUCUGGUCAAUCCGAAUCCUGGUACAAAAUGGUAUCGCCUUGUACGCCACCUGGACCACCAUCGAAUCCUUGUUGAUUCUGGCAGCCGUUAUGACGUAUACAUCUGUACCGCAAGUAUCUGAGGAAACGUCAUCAACUGUCAGUCUCUCCAUCCUUGCCGCCUUCAUGCUUGUCUAUGCUCUGACUGAUUUUUUUGCUUUCGACCGAUUCAGCAGAUUCACCGUUACACCCUACAUGGUGUUAGUUGUCGCCCUCUGUGGUAUGUUCGUUAACAAUGCUGACACGUACAAAAUGAACUCGAUCUUCAUCGUGGCGCUGUUGGCAACGUCGGCCGUCGUCGCCCUCACCAAGGUGUUCUUCAUUUGUCUCCGACAAAUAACCAAGCAAUCGGAUUCCGCCGAGACGACUGAAUUCCUGAGGGAGCUGGAUGAAUCAAGACAUCUUUUGAAAUGAGAGCGUGGAAACCAAAGAACUUCCCUCGAUAGUUCCAGCUUUAAUCAGUAUUCUAGUUAUAGCAAAGCGCGUCAGUUAAAUGCGGGAGGAAAGUCCCAAAUGGCGCAGGUCUCGAGACAUUUACAUCUUUGGUCAACCCUUUGAGCAAGGUCCUGGAGCUGACAAACCUGGAAAUACGAUCGGGGAGAACGUAGAUUAGAAGACGGGACCACCCGUGCCCCCACAUAGUACUGGAAGCGUGUAUUAGACUCCCGAUAGUACAGGUUGUUACACAUAUUUGAUGGUUCGGUGUAUGUAUCUUGUAACAAACCAGUAUCUUCUUUUCACAGAUAACAUUCAAGUGUGUGCGAGACGUUGUUGAGAGGAGCCUUUUAAGCACAUACAGUCACAUUAAUAACUGUUUAUGUUGUAUACGCUUUUCAUUGUUAGAUUGUACUCAUCGUGUGUUUAUUCAACUAGAUCAACAACUUUGUGUUUUGUACUAAUGGUGCUGGAUCAUUAUCUAGACUAACGCUUAGUCUCUGAAUAUAUAUAAUUAUAGUAAGAAACAAACCCAUUUAAAUUGAAAAGGAGCCCCAGGGAGA